This is a messenger RNA of Staurois parvus, 381 nucleotides long. Lineage: Eukaryota; Metazoa; Chordata; Amphibia; Anura; Ranidae. The record is from the annotation of a GenBank genome assembly.
UCCCUCGGACACAGCGGAUCACCGACCCAUGGAAAGAGCCGAAGAUGUUGGCUCAUUCAUGUGAUCAGCUGUGUCCAAUCACAGCUGAUCACUGAUCAUCAGAGCACUGAUGAUCAGUGUGCCCUGAUGAUCAGUGUAGCCCCAGCAGUGCCAGCUGUCAGUGUCCAUCAUUGCCAGCUGUCAGUGCUCAUCAGUGCCAUGUGCCAGUGCCCAUCAAUGCCACAUAUCAGUGCCUUCCAGUACACAUUAAUGCCACAUAUCAGUUCCCAUCUGAGCUGCCUUUCAUUGUCACCCAUCAGUGCCAAUCAGUGGCACCUAUCAGUGCUGCCAAUCAGUGCCACCUAUCAGUGCCAGUCAGUGCCACCUAUCAGUGCCAGUCAG